Galleria mellonella (greater wax moth) is the source of this 4650-nucleotide messenger RNA. RefSeq names its product coatomer subunit beta (gene betaCOP). Gene Ontology annotation, biological process: endoplasmic reticulum to Golgi vesicle-mediated transport; intracellular protein transport; intra-Golgi vesicle-mediated transport. The record is from RefSeq and is a predicted model, not a curated record. Gene Ontology annotation, molecular function: structural molecule activity. Bases 194 to 3115 code for a protein of 973 amino acids. NCBI's taxonomy places the organism in Eukaryota, Metazoa, Arthropoda, Insecta, Lepidoptera, Pyralidae. Gene Ontology annotation, cellular component: COPI vesicle coat; cytoplasm. The transcript has 18 exons.
CAGUUUGUGUUGUAGUGUAUGUGGAAUGUGGACACGUAUUGUCGGCCAGCGAGUUUUUAUUUUUAAUAAAUUGUUUUACAUUUGUUUUUAUAAUAGAUAACGAGUGAAUAUAAUUUUGUCUUAUGAUUGUCGAAUAAAAAUUGUACUAUCCUAUUUAGUUGUACAAUUAAGCUUCAAUAAUUUUCAAUUCAGCAUGGCGAGCGUGGAGCAACCAUGCUACACCCUGAUCAACUUCCCAACAGACACGGAGCCCCAUAAUGAGAUGCAACUCAAACUUGAUCUUGAAAAGGGGGAUACAAAGAAAAAAAUAGAAGCCCUAAAGAAGACAAUCGGUAUUAUUCUUUCUGGGGAGAAAAUUCCUGGGCUUCUGAUGAUUAUUAUCAGAUUCGUGUUACCACUGCAGGACCAUACUAUCAAGAAGCUGCUCCUCAUAUUCUGGGAGAUUGUGCCCAAAACUACCCCAGAUGGUAAAUUGAUGCAGGAGAUGAUACUUGUCUGUGAUGCAUACAGAAAGGAUCUCCAACAUCCUAAUGAAUUCAUCCGUGGCUCCACCCUACGCUUCUUGUGUAAGCUCAAAGAGCCUGAGCUGCUGGAGCCCCUGAUGCCGGCCAUCAGGGCGUGCCUGGAUCACAGACACUCAUAUGUCAGGAGGAAUGCUGUACUUGCUAUUUUCACUAUAUACCGAAAUUUUGAGUUCCUGAUUCCCGAUGCACCAGAGCUCGUGGCGAACUUUUUAGAGGGCGAACAGGAUAUGUCCUGCAAGAGGAACGCCUUCCUAAUGCUUCUCCAUGCUGACCAGGAGCGGGCACUCUCCUACCUCGCUUCCAGACUUGACAAUGUUCACAGCUUUGGAGAUAUUCUGCAGUUGGUUAUUGUAGAGCUGAUUUACAAGGUGUGUCACGCGAACCCCUCAGAGCGGUCACGGUUCAUCCGAACUGUGUAUGGUCUACUGAACUCUUCUAGCGCGGCUGUCCGCUAUGAGGCGGCCGGCACCCUCGUGACAUUAUCGAGCGCCCCUGCUGCUCUUAAGGCAGCGGCAGCAUGCUACAUCGAUCUGAUCGUGAAGGAGAGCGACAACAACGUGAAGCUGAUCGUGGUGGGGCGGCUGGCGGCGCUGCGCGAGGAGGGCGGCGAGGCGGCCGCGCGCGCCCUGCCUGAUCUGGCCAUGGACGUGCUGCGCGUGCUGGCCGCUUCCGACCUAGACGUGCGCCGCCACACGCUGCACCUCGCGCUGCAGCUGCAGCUGGAGCUGGUGGCCGCGCUGCGCAAGGAGGCGGCGCGCGCGGCCGCCGCCGACCACGACGACGCCGCGCGCUACCGCCAGCUGCUCGUGCGCGGCCUGCAGCGCCGCGCUGGAGCGCGCGGCCCUCGGGACGGCGCGCUGAUGUUCCCCGAGGUGGCGGGCAGCGUGGCGCCGGCGCUGCUGGAGCUGGUGGGCGAGGGCGCGGAGCCGGCGGCCGUGGACGUGCUGCUGUUCCUGCGCGUCGCACUCGACAGCUUCCCGCACCUGCGCGACCACAUCUACCAGAAAUUGCUGGAGACAGUGACGGGUAUUCGCGUAGGCAAGAUCGCGCGCUCCGCCCUCUGGUUGCUGGCCGAGUUCGCCGAUACGCCGGAACGUGCUAUCGCUGCGCUGGACGUACUUGCAGCCGUCAUACCUACGCCCUCCAGUGGAGAGAACAAGGAGGAGGAGGAGGCGGCCCAGACGAAACCGGAAACGGCGCCACGGCAGCUGAUCACUAGCGAUGGCACCUAUGCCACCCAGUCCGCCUUCAACUUGCCGACGUCGGGCACGGGCCCCGGCAGCGGCGCGAGCGGCGGGGCGGGGCGCGCGCCGCUGGGCGCGGCGCUGCUGGAGGGCGACAGCUUCACGGCCGCGUGCGCGUGCUCGGCGCUGGCCAAGCUGGCGCUCAAGCUGCCCGCCGCGCAGCACGCGCGCGCGCUGCACCGCGCCGCCGCGCUGCUGGCGCUGCACCGCGCGCGCGGCGGGUGCGGCGGGCGCGGCGGCGCGGCCGCGCUCACGGCCGACGACGCGGAGCACGGCGCGCGCUGCCUGCAGGCGGCCGCCGGCGCCGCGCCGGCCGCGCGCCGCGCGCUGCUGCACGCGCCGCGCCGCGCGCUGCACGCGCUGCUGGCGCUGCCCGGCGCCGCGCACGCGCCGCUGCUGCCCGCGCAGGAGGCCGAGCGCGCGCCGCGGCCGCGCCGUGCCCGCGCCGUGCCGGUGGAGGCGGGCGUCCAGUUCGCGGCGCUGGCGGGCGCGGGCGCGGCCGCCGCGCACCACGACAUGUUCGAGCUCGCGCUCAACAAGGCGCUGCAAGGUCGCAGCGGUGGCGCCAGCGAGGAGCGUGGUAAACUGUCGAAGGUGACGCAGCUGACGGGCUUCUCGGACCCCGUGUACGCGGAGGCCAUCGUUUCCGUCAACCAGUACGACAUUGUUCUCGACGUGCUCAUCGUCAAUCAGACAGACGACACGCUGGUGAACUGCACGGUGGAGCUGGCGACGCUGGGCGAGCUGCGGCUGGUGGAGCGGCCGGCGGGCGUGGUGCUGGGCGCAAGGGACUUCGCCACCAUCAAGGCGCACGUCAAGGUCGCCUCCACCGAGAACGCCAUCAUCUUCGGCAACAUCGUGUACGAGGUGAGCGGUGCAUCAAUGGACCGCGGUGUGGUGGUACUGAACGAUAUCCACGUUGACAUAGUGGACUACAUCCAACCCGCCGUCUGCAGCGAUGCAGACUUCCGUCAGAUGUGGGCCGAGUUCGAGUGGGAGAAUAAGGUGGCAGUUAAUACGAAUAUUACAGAUCUACGCGAAUAUCUGGAUCAUUUGCUGGCAUCCACCAACAUGAAGUGUCUAACGCCAGACAAGGCGCUGUCGGGCCAGUGCGGGUUCAUGGCGGCGAACCUGUACGCGCGCUCCAUCUUCGGCGAGGACGCGCUGGCCAACCUCAGCAUCGAGACGCCGCUGCACAAGAAGCCCGCGCAAGCCGCGCCCGUCGUCGGACACGUGCGCAUCCGCGCCAAGAGCCAGGGCAUGGCCCUCAGUCUCGGCGACAAGAUCAACAUGAUGCAGAAGGCGCCGCCGCAGAAGCCGCCCGCGAACCCCACGCCGGCCGCGUAACCUCGCCCGAGUGUGCACACGACACGUCGCUCCCACUGCCAUAUUCGUUAUGUUUCCAUGUGCAGGCCAUACAGGUGUUGAUUAAAUCAAUUUGAGACAUGUGAAAUAGUUGACUAAUCAUGAUUAAAGACCUAAAGCCCUCCCUCGCCCUCCCUUUUUAUUAGUUCCCCAUAUCGACAGAUAUAACAGUAGUUUCACCUUAGUGUCUUCAGAUAAAGAUGUUCAGAAAAAAUCCUAAUAAAUUAUAAAUACUUCAAUUUUUGCAGUAUCUCUUUUCACGUAUUACGCAAUAAUACAGCGCAAACUAAUGUGUGUUUGUUUAUAUAAAUAACUAUAAAUUGCAAAUUUAUAUAGUAAAUAAAAAAAAAAACAUCAAAGAACGUUCUAGAAAUUCGUUAAAAACAAUAUUGAAAUUUCGUUAUUUUGAAAAUACAUAUAUGGAGAUCAGUAGUUUAUGUAUCAGUAAUAAUUUACCAGAGGGAGACUUUGUACAAAAGUCGAUUGCUUGGGUACCUCUAUCACAUUCGUGUUUCAACCGUGAAGCAGUUGUGUUUGCAUGGCUGUGUUUCGGUUUGAAGGGUGGGAUAUGGCGUGAAUUUAGGAAUGGCAAUGUAUGGGGGGUAUCAUGGGCGAAACAGUAUACUCUGUUAUGUCCAUGGUAUUGUUCAUGUGUAUAGGCGACGGUUACCACUUUCCAUCAGGUGGGCCGUCAGCUUGUUUGACAUUCUAAGUAGUAUAAAAAAAAAAUUGAAACUUCGUUAUUAAAAAUACAUGUAUGGAGAUCAGUAUCAUAUAUAUAAUGUUUCACGGCAAGGGAAGCGACAGAUUACUAAUUGAUAGUUCCAGCAUUAUAAUUUAAGUCAUAUAUUUAGCAUAAAUUAUAGUAAUACAAUGUAUGAUGGUAAUAUUCUUGUUUAUAUUACAUUGUUAUUAUAAUUAUUUUUCUCAAACAUGCUUGUAAAUGGGAGCAUUAUUUUGACAAUCUUCUUCGAGAUAAAUCAAAAUUGCCGUACUGGCCAGAUACAUGCGGGCAGCGGCCGGCAAAAGUUGUAUGAAAAUCCAUAUCUAUCGUGUUUUGCGGACAGAUAAAUUACUAUGUAAACUCAUAUUUGUCCUGUAAUUGAAAAAUGGAAUGUCCUUUUACUUCAAAACAUAGCUACCAAGGAGGUAACUAAUAAAAGGUUUUAUUUAAAUUUCGAACUGGCUUGCAAAUAGAAUGCUGUUUAUUGAAAAAAAAAAACAAAGGAACGUAAUGGCGCGUGAAAAAUUAUUAUUGUUCGUUAUUCGUCAUGGAACUUAAAAAGUAAAAUUGUGUUUUUAAUUUCCGCGCAUUGUUUGAGAAAAGUACUAUACAAGCCUUAGCCACAACUAGGCAUUGAUGGACUUACGUAUGUGUGCCUCGGCUACGCCUCGGCCCACACACGUUCCUCCAUCAAUGCCUCAGUUGCUGGCCGCUGCAGUAAUGUACUAUUUUAAAUACUUCAUAAAUAAUAUAUGAUUGAAUAUUAUUAAUAUUAAAUUUAAUUAUAAGUAUA